Messenger RNA from Theileria equi strain WA, 582 nucleotides. RefSeq lists its product as hypothetical. The transcript has a single exon. The record is from RefSeq and is a predicted model, not a curated record. Lineage: Eukaryota; Apicomplexa; Aconoidasida; Piroplasmida; Theileriidae. Bases 1 to 582 code for a protein of 193 amino acids.
AUGGCCUGGCCACCGCUUCCACCAGUUAGUCCCAAGAAGAAAGUGGAAACGAAAGAGAAAUCUCCAGAAGAGCAAGAAAAGGAGUUUAAAGAGAAAAGAAAAGAGGCCAGGACUAAGUUAGAGGGAGAAAUCAAGAAGGUAAAGGAAAAGCCCGUAGAGGAUAGAAAAGAAAAGUAUGAGAAAAAAACCGACGGUACGGUUGAACAGUGGCUUGCAAAAUCCUGUGCCGUAGAAACUGGUAUAAAGUUGCUGUAUGAGGAAGCAAAGGCAAAAGUAAACACCGUUAAGGACAAAGACCGCAAGAAGCACUUUACAACCGAGUUGGAAAAGAUCAAGAAAAAUGUCGAUACUGUAAGCAAGGACAUUGAAGAAAUUAAGAAAGUUAUGACUAGUGAGGAUCCAAAACUCAUAGAAAAGGCAUUGGGAUACUUUUUAGCACAUUACAGAAUCCGUUCUAUGGUCAAGACCGAUGUUACGGACCUCAUCUUAGAGAUUGAUAGAGAACAGGGAACCGGUGAUGAUGUUAUAAAUACUCUGGAUAGGUACCUCACUGUAUUGAAAAAUUCUGCCUUGGAUAAGUGA